Striga asiatica is the source of this 2323-nucleotide messenger RNA. The record is from the annotation of a GenBank genome assembly. Lineage: Eukaryota; Viridiplantae; Streptophyta; Magnoliopsida; Lamiales; Orobanchaceae.
UUCUGAAUGGGAUUGGUGAAACCUACGUCAGUGCUUACCAAAUCCCGAACCCCGAGAAUGUUUACUUUGGUGGACCUCACACACACUUAAUCACUCUCUCUCUCACACCUCCCCCACCUAAACAAACAAAACAUGCGUCAACGUCGUUUUGCACAAGCUCCGACCACCGACGACGAUCCGCCGUCGCCGACCGGAACCAGGUCCGGCGGAGCUCCGAACCCGAACCGACGGAAACGCAGGCUCGUGCGCUUGCCAGAAGAGGAGGAGGAUGAUGAUGAGGAGGAGGAACAGGAGGAGGGAGCUAAGUUGACCGAGCAGAAGAAGAGGAGGAGGAAGAACGAAGAGGCGGAGACGAUGCCGCCGGCGGAGAACGUGGAGCCGCAGCCGAUGGGCGCGGUGGUUAGGGUUUCUGGGAAAGGAAAGGGUAGGAGGACGCAUUACGAGUCGUUCGAGUACAACGGUCACCUGUACAGCCUCGAGGAUCCGGCUCUUUUCCAUACCGAGAACCAGAACCAAAAGCCUUAUGUGGCCAUAAUUAAGGUAAAAACACUCUUCCUUUCGCCUGAGUUCGUGUUUGUUGAGCACAAACAAAGUUGUGUGACAAAGCCAUUAGUGUGCCAGGACAUUGCUCAAACGUGGCAAGGGGGACUUAUGAUAACCGGACAGUGGUUUUACCGUCCAGAAGAGGCCAAGAAAAAGGGAGGUGGGUGCUGGGACCCACGCGACACGAGGGAGCUGUUUUACAGCUUCCACAGGGACGAGGUGCCAGCAGAGUCCAUAUUCCACAAGUGCGUGGUCCACUUCAUUCCCCUCAACAAGCGGGUCCCACACCGCCAGCAGCACCCGGGCUUCAUCGUGCAGCAGGUUUACGACACUGAACAGAGGAUGCUCUUCAAGCUGACGGACAAAGACUAUGAGGAGGACAAGCAGCACGAGAUCGACCUUCUCGUCAAGAAGACCCUUGCUCGGCUCGGAACCCUUCAGGACCGGUUUCCCGAGCCUGAGGGCACAGACCCGGAAGACCGGCUAAAGAAUAGGAGACUUGUUUCUUGUCUAGGGAGAAGGAAUGUGGUGAGCCCUCGGGAUGUUUCGAGGGAGAAUUUCGAAGGACUUACCAGAUCUCAAUCGCUUAAGAUGGAAACUACGGAGUAUUAUGGCAUUCUUUCGGAUUUUAAGCUGCUGACUGGGGAGGCGCAGCGUGACAGAUGGCUAGAGAAGCUUCUCCAAUCUGUUCGGUUCUUGUGCGCAGCUGCUGGUUCAGGUGGCAAAAAGUGUGGCGGGUCGGAUAGUGAAUCUCAUGGUAAGAAUUUGGAGGAUGGUGGAUCAUUUGAUUGGCCAGGUGGAGCUAUUUCUCCCAUUGUUGCUCUUGAGAAAGCUGCGAACGAUGCACUUUCUGCUGAUUUUCAGAAGUAUAACCAAAAGAUGCGGCAGUUAACAUUCAAUCUUAAGGGCAAUGCCGCAUUGACACGACGUCUUCUGAAUAAGGAUCUUGUACCUGAUCAGAUACUGAAUAUGUCGCCAAAUGAGCUAAAGGAAGGCUUAACUGCAGAAGAAAUAGCAAGCCGGGAGCCAGAGGAGUCGGGCCGCUUGCAGAUGACUGAUGCUCGAUGUACAAGAUGCACAGAGAAACAAGUGGGUUUGAUAGAUAUUAUUCAGACUGGACUUGGAGACCGCUAUCAGUUGGAGUGCGUGGCCUGUGGCAACACUUGGUAUGCUUCAAGAGAUGACGCGGCCACAUUAACCAUAGAGAGACCUGGCUCGUCUAGAACUGCAGGCACUGCACCAUUAGCUACUGCCAAGUUUGGGGUCGUGGAGAAGGGCUUGGUGAGCCCAAGUCGAGAUGAGAGAAAAACAACAGAUGCAUCAUUACUCAGACAAAAAUCGUUUAGAAAAGUUCAAACCGAUGAAAAACCUGCAGACACAAAGACAAUAGAUGCAUCACUACUCAGACAAAAAUUGUUUAGAAAAGUUCAAACCAAUGAAAAACCUGCAGACACAAUCUGAUAUGUUUUGAGGUUUGCCUAACCUUGGCCUCUUUGUUUUUGUAAGUAGAAGGUUUAGGAAGAAAGACGAUUGAUGAGUCGAAUGAUGGAACUAGACGAGUGAUCGUAUGUAUGUUUAGUUUACAAAACAAGGAUUGUUACCGAAUAAUGAAAUUGUUGUUGUGGAGAAAGUAUGAUAAUACUUAGUUGUCUGAAGCUUUUAUGGGGAGAGAUAUGGCAGUAGUUAGAGCUCUAACUGUUUGCUAAUUAUUUGGUAAUGUAAUACUCCCUCCGAUUUGCAAUAUAUGUCGUUUGAGUGUGUCUUUGUUUUUGCUUAUUAA